This is a messenger RNA of Wyeomyia smithii (pitcher-plant mosquito), 3348 nucleotides long. RefSeq lists its product as uncharacterized. Lineage: Eukaryota; Metazoa; Arthropoda; Insecta; Diptera; Culicidae. The coding region runs from base 52 to 3117 and encodes 1021 amino acids. The transcript has 5 exons. The record is from RefSeq and is a predicted model, not a curated record.
AAAAACCGCGUGUUUCAAUCAUUAUUUUGACUAUCGAAGCGAGUAAAGAAAAUGAAUAUUAUCAAAACUUGUGGAUUUUGUCAGCAUCCGGCCAACUUGAUGUGUAGCCGGUGCCUGGAAGUAUACUGUUCUGUUGAAUGCCAAAUCCGGGACUGGUCCGAGCACAAGAAAAUUUGCGUCAGCGUUCCGAAGCUCUAUCCGAACGACAACUAUCUGGACAUCCUUGCGGGUGGCGUAGGGCUACCACUGAGAAGUUCUUCAAUUAUUGAACAGGCAUCCUCGCGUAUGUUAGUAGCUACUGGUGGGCGCUCAUUGAAACCAAUGCGCAAGCCAAACAUUCCAAUAGGUACUGUGGAAGUGUCAGUAAAUAGGAAAUCAAUUUCGAAAUUUGUUGAUACAGACGGUAAAGCUUCGGGCGAUGAGACGGCUAAAAAUAUAUCAAUCACAGCUUCUACUUCGGAUUGUAUAAAACGUUACUCGUCGAUGAAAAUUGAAGAAAUCCCCCGCGCCGGACCGAAUCCGUCCGGUACCAAUCUUUUCAAAGGACAACCAGAGCCAAAUCAAGAAAAACUAGCACAGCAACAAGUGAAGCCGGCUAGUCCAGAAGUUCAGAAACCGCAGACUUUGGCAAACUUGAAGCUUGAAAUUAUAAAGCAUCAUCAAAUGAUGAGUAAGACAGCUGAAAAGGUCGUAAGGCCAGAGCUUAGUAGCCAGCAGAAGCCUUGGCUUGAACCGUUCCCAUUAGAGAUAAAGGAUGGCGAACCGUUCGAAGUAAUUAUUCAGUGCCUGGUCGGAAACAAACCCAAUCGAGUUUGGGUUAUUAUGGCGUCCCACGAAACGGAAUGCGAAAAGCUGCUGCGUAAUAUUCAAGCGCAACUUAAUCCCAAAGGUGAAACACUUAGCUUCGAUCAGGUGAACGUGGAUGAUAUUUACGCCGCUCCCUACGGUGAUGGGAUUUACUAUCGCGCAGUUAUAUUAGAAAAGAUCGGUGCCACAAAGGGCCUGGUGAAGAUUCGGCUAAUUGAUUAUGGUGACGAACUGACUCUACCGGCGUCCGAUCUACUUCCCCCAUUGCUGUUGAUGAAAAAUCUUCGUGCCUUUGCCUUCCAAGUUGAAGUUCAACACUGUAGUCAUCAGCUGGAAUUGUUGGAACACAUUCGAAUUAAAGUAAUCCGGUCCGAACAGGACUGCAAGAUCGUUGAGAUGGAACAAUUUCCUUGUAUGCCUCACUUGCUCGAAAUUAUUAGUAAGGGGGAAGAAAAAAUUGGCAAUGGUGGUAUCAUUUCGGUGUUCUCAUCACGGAAGUCGCUGGUUAUGCUGUCAACAACCGCAGUGAAAGCUAUUAUGAAGGUGGUUUGCUCACAGUUGGUGGAAGCAGCGCCGAAGUUUUCCAUACUAGAAAAUCCCAAAGUUGGCGAUCUAGUUUGCAUUAACACAGCCGAAGCGGGCUGGUCACGUGGGUUGAUCAUCGAUCAGCACGGGCAGUCCAAUUUGGUGUAUACUAUCGAUAACGGAGGUAUUGAAUAUGUUCAAACGGCUGGUGAAAUGCGCGUUCUUCCGAACGAAUACAAACUAAAGCCACGUCUCGUAGUUCAAAUGGAAAUAGUUAAGGUUUUGAUGAAUGAACUGGAGUUCAAAAGAAUGUGCUAUUUGCCCCGAUUCGGAUUUAGCUUUACGUGUGUAGAGUAUGAUUCUUCGCAGAUUUUAAUGAACGCUGUGUUGAAGGACGUAGAAGGCAAAAUUACCCUAGCGGAAGUCGUGUUUAGCGAAUUUGUUUGCGACUUGAAACAAGUUGGUAUCAAUUAUUGGCCACAUUUUCCACAGGAUAAGAGCGUCGUACAAAUCACGGCGGUACUGGACCUGUGCACAGUAAUUAUUUGUCCCCAGACAAAAAUCAAUAUUUACACAGAGUUAUUGCAAACAAUUCUGCCAGAGCUUAAGGUUCUUUGUUCCGCACCGAAGACAAACGAUGUUAUCAUAGGCGUUGACGACAUCAUGAUGCCGUAUCGGGCUCGAGUGCUGCAGACAGUAUCAGCUACGGAAGUGGAAUUGCUGGACCUUGACAAUGGUUGCAUUAAAAAGCACCCUUAUGGCAAGCUUUACGCCGCCAACAGCUUCAUCCACAAUCUGCCGGUGUACACUUUUAAGGUACACAUUCGGGAUAUGAAUCCAUCUGCUAUUGUGAACGAAGCGGUUGUGCUAGAGCAAAUGGAAGAUUUCAAGACCAAUAAAAGGAACUUCCGUUUGCUAUUCGAGGGUGGAUCUUACAUGCAUGGUGUCAAGAUGAUCGAUGUAAACUCGAACCGUUCUCUGGCUACCGUUUUGAUGGAACAGCACGAUAGAAAAAUGCGUGAGGCAGAAGAAGCGGAAGCGAAGAAACGCGAGCGUGAAGCGCAAGAGGCUGCCCGACAGGAGCAAGCUGAAACAGCCGCUAGAGAAGCCGCGGAAAGAGAGCACCGAGAGGAAGAACAAGCUAAGAAAGCCGUCGAAGAGGCAGCUGCGGAACGAAAACGUUUGGAGGAAGCCCAGUUAGAGAGGGCUAGAGAAGAUGAGAAAAAGCAAAAGACGAUUGAGGUGAAUCCGGUACCUGAAAUCAUUCCAGUAAAGUAUACUAUAAACGAUCUGCAACUUUUAACGCUUCCAACUAACAAGACUGACGUGAAGCUUACCAUAUUAGAUGAUGGCGAUCUGAACAAAGGUUUGUUAACCGUCUGCGAGUUAAACGACACUAACAUUGAACAGUACCAGACUAUCAUCGAAAAAGUUAACAGUCACGUCGAUGUCAGCGGGGACGGGUAUGCGCCAGAAGACGAAGAAUUAUGCGUUGCAGUGUUCGACGCGGACAAGCAAUGGUAUCGAGCAGUUUGUCUACAGCGAAUGCCUGAUCAAAGCAAGUUCAUAGUUCAAUUUAUCGACUUCGGUAACGUGGUUGCAGUGGAGCGAAAGUUUGUUCGCAAACUGCCGAGAGCACUCAAUUUUCCUUGUGCUGCACACACGUGCAAGGUCAAAGAUUAUACCAAAAUUUUGAAUACAUUAGCGCAACAGCAGUCCGAGAAAGGUUAUUUGGUUGCAAAAGUGAUCGAGUUGGAAGGAGAUGUUUACAAUUUAAAAUUUUAGAGCUCAUCGCUUGACUAGUGACUGCUUUUAUUGCCUUUGAUCGUUACAUUUUUACUAUCCUUUACAAUUUGAAUGAACAUUAAUCUCUUUGUUCACAUGAUAUUUAGUAGAAAGGUUUUUGUUUUGUUCUGAAAAUUUACUUUGCAGAGCAAAGUAUUACUACAAUGUAUUUCUUGUUAUCAUUCUUAAUUUAGAACAAGUUAAAUAAAGUUAACCUUUUAUAAAACGAAA